Molecule: messenger RNA, 2648 nt
Organism: Chiloscyllium plagiosum (whitespotted bambooshark)
Lineage: Eukaryota; Metazoa; Chordata; Chondrichthyes; Orectolobiformes; Hemiscylliidae
Source: RefSeq, a predicted model, not a curated record
AACAAGAUAAAUGGCGGGAGGUUUCAACGUUUUACUUAACUUUUUUUUUGUAGGAAGCUGCGAGCAGCUGGUUCUCUUUUAGGGUCUCCUAAGAAUGGUUUGCAUUGGUUGAAGAGCACUUGAAUAAAUCAAACAUGAAGUGGCAGCAUUAUCCUAAAAUAUAUUUUCCUCUGCUUACCAUACUUGUGACUAUAGGAGGUCUCUUUGGAGCACCAGUAGAUGAGGACAUUAUGAAUCAAUUGCUGUCGGUAAAUACCCCAGCUGAAGCGCACACAUCAGAAGAGCUCUCCAUAACUCCUUCUUUGAGUGCACACUCAAGUAUAUCUACAGCAACAGGCGAUUGGAAACCAGAGUUUCCACAUACUGACCGAUCUCUAGCAGCUACAGUGGGUUUGAGCAUUGACAACCGUGAAACUGGUCUUCAAAGUGAAGGAAUGGAAUCUGUAUCUGAAGAAACAUCCACCUCUAACAAACGUUCACUUAACUUGGUAACUGUUCAGCCAACAGAAAUGGUUUCGAGCUACUUUGUUCCGUUCACCAGGAAAGCACAGGCCAAACAUAUCAAUAUGAUCUCUACAACUCCACACCUAAUGGAGUCUUCAACUGGUCCAACAACUGAAAUAUCCAGUGGAGAUGGGAAACUAACUUGGCACAGAGAGCUGACUGUUCCCAUUAUGUCUUCAACCCAGUCUCCAAUUAGCUCUGUGGGAUCAACAUUACCUAGUGUACCAGGUGAUUUGCCAAGCUCCUCAGUUCUUGACCAUGCACUCCCUGUUGAUGAAAUGGAGUUGAGCACCAUCUCUUCAGAACAUGCUGAGUCUAGUGCUUAUAAAUUUGUAUCAGUGGAACAAACAAUCACACCUGGAUCAGAGUCCACAAAUGAGUCAACUCUUCCUGUGUUUAGCAUAGAAUCUACUGUUGCAGCUAAUACAAGCAGUAUUACCUCCGCUUUAUUUAUGCAGCUGUCUACCUCUUGGUCUAGUGACUCCACUGGAUCACCCAAUAAUGCACAGGGUAACCAGUGGCAAGCAACACAUGCUUCAAUGGAUGUAUACACCACAGCCCCUUCGUCCAUUGGGACUAAUGAUCCAUCUCCAGAUGUUUCAGAGGAUGGUCACUCAACUGCUUCCUCCAAUGGGAGCAAUUGGCUGUACUCGGAUGUUUCAGAGGAUAUGUACUCUACUGCUCCCUCCAUUGGGACUAACAAUCCAUCUCUAGAUGUUUUGGCGGAUGUGUACUCCACCACUCGCUCUUCCAUUGGGACCAAUUGGCCAUCUCCAGAUGUUUCAGAAAGUAUAUACUCCACAACCACCUCUUCCAUUGGGGCUAACUAUCCAUCUCCAGAUGUUUCAGAGGAUAUGUACUCAACUGCUCCCUCCAUUGGGAGCAAUUGGCUGUCCUCGGAUGUUUCAGAUAUGUACUCCACUGCUGCCUCCAUUAGGACUAACUAUCCAUCUCCAAAUGUUGCAGAGGAUAUGUACUUUGUUUCCAUUGGGGCUAACUAUCAGUCUUCAGAUGUUUCAGAUGUGUAUUCCACUGCUCGCUCUUCAACUGGGUCAAAUUGGCCAUCUCCAGAUGUUUCAGAAAGUAUGUACUCCACAGCCCCUUCCUCCAUUGGGGCUAACUAUCCAUCUCCAGAUGUUUCUGAGGAUGUGUACUCCACCCCUUCCUCUUCCAUUGGGACCAAUUGGCCACCAUCUGUUUCAGAGGGUGAACACUGCACUUCUGUAGCUACCACUUGGUCGUCCUCUACCUCUGUGGAAUUUUCUACAGCACUACCUUAUGGACAACCAUCUAUUGGUAAAGAUAUUGCCACAACUAGUGAGUUUCCUGGUGACUCUGAGUACUUCUCUAGAACUUCAUCUACUCCCAAUUUUCAGCCUAGUGUUUCUGGAGCUGAAUCUGUUUCCAGCAACUGGGAACAGAGCAUUUCUGAGGAACUGUCCACUUCCAUGGACAGUACAAGCUAUAUGGCUCCUCAAACCAGUUCAAUUAUUGGCAGUUACUUGAAAACCAGUGACCCUGGCAUGCAGCUUUUUACAAUGACAACUAGUGGACUGGAACCUGAAGGCAGCAGUUUGACAAUAGAAUCCAGUCAGACUGCUUCAUACACCCAUAGUUCAGUCAUCCGCAAUCCCCUUCAAUUGCAGUUUGAAAUCCUGAAUCAAAACUAUACAGAUACUUUGAGUAAUAAAUCUUCAGAAGCCUACAAAGAGCUGGAGGCAAUGGUGAAAGCAACUCUGGACCCCAUAUUUUCUGCUCGCUAUGGUGACAGCUUUCUCGAAACCAAGAUCCUCAGUUUUGCGAUCAAUGUUGGGAUCUUGACUGUUCUCAAUGCCCUGAAUGAAGGGAUAGACGGUAUGGUUACCAAAUUUGCUGAUGACACAAAGGUGCCAUAUCUUCGCUACCGGGCUCACCUCACCAAUGCCACUGAGUUGCAUGGUGAUCCCACACUCACUCCACCACCAGAAGUUGCCAGCUCUGCUGCAACUGCCACUGCCUUGCCAGUUUUAGGAAUCCCUACUCUGGGCCUACUGCGACCAAGACUCCUGGCCUCGCCAGUGCUAGGGGUCCCUAUUCUGGGCCUACUGCAACCAAGACUCCUGGCCUGGCCAGUGCCAGGGGUCCCUGCUCUGGGCCUAUUGUGA